This is a messenger RNA of Opisthocomus hoazin, 480 nucleotides long. NCBI's taxonomy places the organism in Eukaryota, Metazoa, Chordata, Aves, Opisthocomiformes, Opisthocomidae. The record is from RefSeq and is a predicted model, not a curated record.
AUGGGGCCUGGGUGCAAUGAAUUACCCUUUCUUUUUCCUGCAGGACCAGCGCUAGCUGUCCAAGCUCCAGGUUUGCUUCCAGAGCCAGUAAGCCAUGCCAGAGAAAGCAGUGAGGCGCCCAGCCUCUGGGACAGCAUCCUGUGGAUGGCGGCGCCGAAGAAAAGGCGCACCAUUGAAGUGAACCGCUGCAGGCGAAGAAAUCCCAAUAAGCUGAUAAAAGUAAAGAGGAACAUAGACGUUUGCCCCGAGUGUGGAAACUUGAAACAGAAGCAUGUCCUUUGUGGCUAUUGUUAUGCAAAGGUCAAAGCAGAAACUCGACUGAUACGGAUGGAAAUACGGAAAAAGGAAGGAGGACCAUUUAAUACUCCUACUGUAGAGACCGUUGUCCUUUAUGAUGGAGAAAAGCCCACGGAAAAAGAUGAAGGCAAGCGGAUCAUUGAAAGAGCCAGGAAGCGUCCAUCUUGGUUUGUUCAGAAUUGA